AUGAAUUUACCAUUGGAAACUGUCUAUGUAGAGUUAAAAUUUGAUCCAACAAAUCCAUCAAUUACAGCAAUGAAAAUGUUGGAAAUUGCUGAACAAUUUAGGCGUAAACUUUAUUCGCUUAGCUUUUUUAAUAAGCAUGAACGGCAACAACUAAACAGAGCUAUUCUAGAAAAGAAUGCCUUCAGUGCCCAAAUGUACUGUAGAGACUUUAUGAUUGAUCAAUGGUUACAUGUCUUGUUAAACAACAAAAAUAUUUUUACUGCUAAUGAUGCAAAUGCUGUUAAAACUAAGGUGAAUCGAUUAAAGCAAAGUAUUUUGGAACAAAGUAAUUUUAAAGAAGCAAGACCAUAUCAAAUUCAACAAGCAUAUAAUGAGUUUAAACAUUUCAUAGUUUUAGGUCAUCCUGGUUCAGGGAAAACUACACUAUCGAAAUGGUUGAUCAUCAAUAUGGCUAAACAAUGUUUAGGUGAGAAGAAUAUGUUAUUCGAUCAUAUUUAUUCUAAGAAAGAGAAAUUACCAAUUCUUAUUCCUAUAUGGAAAUACGUUGAUAAAGUAAAAGAAAAUGAUGGUGAAAACAAAUUUACUUUACUUCAAUUUAUUUAUGAAAAUCCUACUUUUGACUCAACAUUUUUCAAUGAUGAAGAACGAAUAGAAUUAUCAUUUUCGAUAAAAGAAUUAUUAAUUGAAGGAAAUGUUUUAGUUAUAUUCGAAGGUCUCGAUGAAGUUCCUGUUCAUAUAGAUCGAUCUGAUUUAAUAAAAGAAAUAAAUGCAUUAUUAGAACGAGAAAUAGAUUAUGAUGUAAUACAUGAUAAACUUACUUAUUCUGUUUAUGAACAGAAAGAAAUACAUAAUACCAGAGAUCCAACAAUCGGAAAUCGAUUUAUCAUAACAAGUCGUAUUGAAGGAAGUUAUUUUGAAGAUGUCAAUUUUUUUAUUCGAAGAUUAACCAUUGAAGAUAUGUCUAACGAUGCUCUUAAAUUAUUUUGUAAUUCAUAUAUGAAAUGUAUUAAUGAUAUUUCACUUAAAGCUGGAAGAAUUGUCAAAGAAAGUAAUAAUGAUCAAUUAUAUAAUGAAAUAAUCAAAAACAAAGAUAUUUUUCAUUUGGCUAUUAAUCCACAAUUAGCUAGUGUGAUUGCUGCAGUUUAUAAUCAAUGCGAAGGUCAAUUACCAGAGAAAAGAAUUGAUUUAUAUGAAACAGCUAUCGAAAAAAUGAUAGAACGAUUAAUAAUAUUUUAUAUUGAUUUUCCAACAGAUUAUCUUGAUCAAGAACAUGGAUUGAAUACAACUAUGCUUUGGUCAAUCUUACAAGAAAUAGCUGAAUAUCUUCAUAGCAGAGUUGAAGCGUUAUCAGAGAAGAUGUUAAAAGAAAUAAUAAGAAAAUGUUUAUUAGAUUGUCAAAAACAAUCAUCAAAAUUUUUAGAAACAAAGGUUGAAGAAUUAAUCUCAAAACUUGUGGAUAUUUUUAAAUAUCAUUCAGGUGUGCUCAAUGAAUUUGGUCAUAAUAGUUUUCGAUUUA
This is a messenger RNA of Rotaria sp. Silwood2, 1516 nucleotides long. The record is from the annotation of a GenBank genome assembly. NCBI's taxonomy places the organism in Eukaryota, Metazoa, Rotifera, Eurotatoria, Philodinida, Philodinidae.